UACACGAACAAGCUGGUUAACAACGAUACAAGCAAUGGGGCGGCCAAGAAGAAUUUUGAGUUUGCUCCUGGUAAGUCUGAUAGCCCAGGCGAGAGGAAUGCCUCGGGCAGAAGACGAUUCGGGAUGUCUGCCACAAAGUGACCCCAACUACAAAAUAAACGUGCCACACCCAACAGACUGCACCAAGUACUAUUCCUGCGCAAAUGGGCAUGGAGUACUGAUGCCGUGCCCGAGUGGCACAGAGUUCAACCCAACCCUGAUGAUAUGUGACUGGCCAGACCAAGCAGGCUGCGCAGCUCAUCAGCCUCCAACAACAACAACAACUACUACUACUACAACUGAGUUGCCAACCCACACUCCUUCAGUGCAACCAACAACUACCACAACAUCAACAACUGAGUUGCCAACCCAAACUCCUUCAGUGCAACCAACAGAAGAACCAACUAAUCCUCCUACUCAGCCACCAACGAACCCUCCUACACAAGAACCAACUGAUACUCCCACAGAGCCAACAACAGAGGAGCCAAUAGAAGACCCCACAGAAGAACCAACAGAGGAGCCAAUAGAUGAUCCCACAGAAGAACCAACAGAGGAGCCCAUAGAAGACCCCACAGAAGAACCAACACAGGCACCAAUAGAAGACCCCACAGAAGAACCAACAGAGGAGCCAAUAGAAGACCCCACAGAAGAACCAACAGAGGAGCCAGUAGAAGAUCCAACAGAAGAACCAACACAGGAGCCAAUAGAAGACCCCACAGAAGAACCAACAGAGGAGCCAGUAGAAGAUCCAACAGAAGAACCAACAGAGGAGCCAAUAGAUGAUCCCACAGAAGAACCAACAGAAGAGCCAAUAGAAGAUCCCACAGAUGAACCAACUGAGGAACCUAUAGAAGAUCCUACAGAAGAACCAACAGACAAACCAAUAGAAGAUCCUACAGAGGAACCAACUGAGGAGCCAGAUGAAGAUCCCACAGAAGAGCCAACAGAUGUUCCCACAGAGCCACCAACAGAAGAGCCAACAGAUGUUCCCACAGAGCCACCAACAGAAGAGCCAAUUGAAGAUCCCACAGAACAGCCAACAGAAUCUCCCACAGAAGCACCAACAGAAGAACCAACUGAUGCUCCUACAGAAGUUCCAACAGAAGAACCAACAGGAGAGCCAACAGAAGCACCAACAGAAGAGCCAACAGAAGAACCCACAGACUCACCAACAGAAGAACCAGUAGAAGAGCCCACAGAAGCACCAACAGAAGAGCCAACUGAUGCAACAACAGAAGCUCCAACAGAGGAGCCAACAGAAGAACCACAAGAUCCAACAGAAGCUCCUACAGUAGUGCCAACACAAGAACCAACAGAUAUUCCCACAGAAGAACCAUCUGAGGCUCCUACAGACGUACCAACAGAAAAACCUACAAAUGCUCCCACUGAGAUGCCAACAGAAGAACCCACAGAAGAACCUACACGUACUCCAGCUACCAACCCACCCACAGAAGCCCCAACAACAAGGCCAACUAUAACUGAAAUUCCUUCUACCGCCACUCCUUCAGAUGUGCCAACAGUAGCUCCCACAAAUCCACCUACUACUACUACUACUACUACUACAACUACUACAAUAAAGCCAACUAAUGUACCAACUGAUGCUCCACCAACCAUUGUCAGUCCAACAUCUGCACCAACAGUAACAACAACGAGUGAACUGCCUCAAAGUACGACUCCCAGCUUACCACCUACUACCACCACUACAACCACUACUACAACCACCUUGAGACCACAUAUACCAACCAGUUCUACGACGACCACAAGUACAACGACCACUACCACGAUUCGCACCCCUACCAGACCUAAACCAUCUUUGGGUUUCUCGUUCUGGCCCCCAACGCCACGUCCUUUCUGGCGUAGGUGGUGGCGAAACUCGCCAUCAAUAAGUUCUGGCUCUCACGCCAGGAGGCAUUGGCUGUGGUAGGCGUCGGCAUGGCGACUGUGUGCAGAUUGUAACUGACACUCAGCGUAUUUCACUCUUUGUCGUGACUUGCCCUAUGUAACUACGUACCUCUGAUCAAGGAUCUUUAACUAUGUAUUCCUGUAUUUUUUUAGCUAUAAGAUGCAACUUUGAAAAAUUUUGUAGUGCUAUAUGCUUGUCAUUCCACAAUUCUGCGAAGAAAUAAUUAAUAACAGAUUAAAGCAUUUUCCUCUUCAAAAGAUCUUUUAUUGUGUAUUCCGUUAGUUUUUAGCUAUAAGAUGCCACCUUGACAAAUUUUAUAGUGCCAUAUAUUUAUCAUUCCACAGUAAUGCGAAAGAAUUUGUGUUGUUUGUGAUGAAUAAUAUAGCAAAGCGUUUUCCUCUACGAAAGAUCUUUUAUUGUGUACCCCUGUAUUUUAUAACUGUAAGAUAAAAUCUCGAAAAAUAUUUUGUGCUGUAUUUUUGUCUUUCCUUGAU
This is a messenger RNA of Schistocerca cancellata (South American locust), 2436 nucleotides long. RefSeq names its product cell surface glycoprotein 1-like. The record is from RefSeq and is a predicted model, not a curated record. Bases 35 to 1963 code for a protein of 642 amino acids. NCBI's taxonomy places the organism in Eukaryota, Metazoa, Arthropoda, Insecta, Orthoptera, Acrididae. Gene Ontology annotation, molecular function: chitin binding. Gene Ontology annotation, cellular component: extracellular region. The transcript has 2 exons.